Messenger RNA from Amphiprion ocellaris (clown anemonefish), 1750 nucleotides. RefSeq names its product macrophage mannose receptor 1-like. The record is from RefSeq and is a predicted model, not a curated record. The coding region runs from base 13 to 1026 and encodes 337 amino acids. Lineage: Eukaryota; Metazoa; Chordata; Actinopteri; Pomacentridae. The transcript is spliced from 5 exons.
AUCCAGCCAAGUAUGGAAGAAACCACACUGGUCAUCCUACUGCUGUCAGGAUUUUCCACAUGCUCCAGCCACAUCAGCAAAGAAUACCACUUUGUGAACCAAAAAAUGACCUGGACUGAAGCUCAGAGUUACUGUAGAGAGAAAUUCACUGACCUGGUCACCAUCUACAACAGCGACGAUAACCAAAGGCUUCUGUCAAAUGUAAAAAACAGAAAUGACAUUAAUGCUGAUGGGGCAUGGAUAGGGCUUCAUGACAACAUUAAGAAGUGGAAAUGGUCCAUGGACCAAGAGAAUUUGUAUGUUGACUGGAAAGCGAUAUUCAUGCCCUGGUUGAAGCCCGAGCCAAACAAUUCUAAAGCAAAGGAAUACUGUGGAAUGGUUUAUGAAGGAAGCAGUGUAGCAGAUGAAAACUGUGAAGCUCGCAAUCUGUUCCUGUGCUAUGAUGCCAACAGUCCAACAGCGUAUGUUAUAGUGGAGACACAACUCACCUGGUCAGAAGCUCAGUCAUACUGCAGACAACACCACAAUGACCUGGCCAGUAUAAGAAGUGAAGAAGAGAAAAGCACCAUCCAGAGCACUCUGACUGCAACGAGGCUUCAGAAAGUAUGGAUCGGCCUCUACAGAGAUCCCUGGGCCUUCUGGUCUGACAACAGCACCUCUACAUUCACUAACUGGGGAACUGGUCAGCCUAAUAACUAUGGGUCAAAACAAUUCCAUGGAAGAUUUUCUCUCGUCUCAGGGAAAUGGGACGAUUCAGAAAACAGCCAAAGACACCCGUUCUUCUGUUACAAAGCGGCGACAAAGAAAAUAAUAGUGAAAAUUAGGAUUCAAUCGAUGGCUAACAUGAAGAGCUCAGAGAUCCAGCAGCAGGUUUUACUGCAGUUGCAUGACCGCAUGGUGUCCAAAGGACUGACCGACUUCAAACUUAGAUGGAGAAAAGUGGAGAGUUCCUGUGAGAACCACCAGCAGAAACUGAAUGGGGACAACAAUGACCAAGACAACCUCUGUCCAGAUUUAUACACCUGAUAUAUAACACAAAUAACAUUCUGUACUGAGCUGUCCUAUCAUUCAAAUCUUCUGCAACUCAUUCCUCUGAUCAUUCUUGUUGAGAUAUUAUAUGAUUUUAACAUUUAUAGAUAUGCAACCAAGUUUAGAGAGAUAGAAAUCACAAUUUGGUGGAGCUGUUAACAACUUAUGUUCAUCUGAAAUGUGACCUACAUCACACACUGAGUUUUUGUCUUACAGCAGAAGCCAAAAAAGUUGGAAACCAUCGAUUCAAAAUUUUACAGUUUGUUUUAUUUUAAAAGCCUGUUACAGAAUCAGUCUUGUAAAAUUUCAUCUUUAAAUUUCUUAAAGCUGUCAAAUAGAUGUAACUAGAAAAUAAAAUAUGUCUCUGAAAUGUAGUGAAAGUGUGCUGUGAAGUAAAAUUGAAUAUAAGUACUUAAGUAAAGUACAAGAAAGUUAAGAUAGGACUUAAGUUCAAUACUCCAGUAAAUGUGUUUAGUAUCAGACCAUUCCUAUGCUUUCCUCAGACAACCUCAGUCCUCCAGUCUGUUGUCGAUCAUGUGUGAAUACUGUGGUAGGAUCAGGACAAGGGGUUAAAAACUGGAUCUUUUGUAUGCAUUUGUUCCAUUGGUGGCUGUAUUCAUGUAGCGUAUUUCAUUGCAUUUUCUAGCGCAUCUGUUUAAUGCUUUUCUGUUUUAUUGCAUAGUACAUUGAGUUUACCUCUGUAUGAAAUAUGUUAUAAAAA